GUGAUCUUAGACUUUAGCCGAGAUUUUAUCUUUUUUUUUCCCAUGUUUGUGGCUUUUGGAUUCUAAAGAACCUUUUAAGUCAUGUUAAUGGGAAAAGGUGAUGCUCUGAAGAUGGUGCCAUAGGGGCAGUAAGAUUUUAUUUGAUUAGAUUUGGAGUGAAUUUGUUUCUCUGCGAUCAGUCUAGUUUUGUUCAGUAGAAGUAAUACUAGAUUCUUACUUAUUUGAUUUGGUUUUUAGCAGAAGGGAAAUGGCAAGGGAGAUUUCUACAUGAAAAAAAACUAAUGCCUGAUGCUGAGAUCCAGCACUCUUUGAAACAAGAGAUUCUGCAACUUGAAAAACGACUGCAGGAUCAGUUGAUGGUGCGUGGUACUCUAGAAAAAGCAUUGGGAUUUAGGUGUUCAGCUCUUGAUUCUUCGAAUGAUAGUUUGAUGCCAAAGCCUGCCAAGGAACUGAUAAGGGAGAUUGCUGUGUUAGAGUUAGAAGUUACACAUUUGGAGCAAUAUCUGCUGUCACUCUAUCGAAAAGCUUUUGAUGAACAAGUAUCCACAGUAUCUCCCUCUGCUGUUGGAGAGAGAGCAAAAAAGCUAUCAAGCACCCAACCAGGUCCAUCUCAAGAAGCUGAAAAGCAUGACAUAUCAUAUAACAGGGGAAAUCCAGCAGUUCAAUCUAGUCGGAUACAGCUCCCUCGAGAGUGGGCUACCAAUGCAGAGAACGAAGCUUACGAGGUCAAGUGCCAGGAAAAGCUAGCUGGUCCUGGUGUUCAUCGGAGUCAUUCCUCGCUUUCACAACGUGCAGUUUAUUCAGCUAGGAUAUCACCUUCAGAAGAAAGUCUAGCUAGAGCUCUUCGCUCAUGCCAUUCUCAACCUUUAUCAUUUCUUGAGGAAGAACAGAAUGCUACUUCAGGGGUGAUAAGCUUAGCAGAAUAUCUUGGUACCAAUAUCACGGAUCAUGUUCCCGAGACUCCUAAUAAACUCUCUGAGGAUAUGGUUAGAUGCAUGAGUGCCAUAUAUUGCAAACUUGCUGACCCUCCUUUAGUUCAUCAUGGACUCCCCUCUUCUCCUACUUCAUCCUUUUCAUCAAUGAGUGCAUUAUCUCCUCAGUAUUUGGGGGAUAUGUGGAGUCCUGGCUAUCAAAGAGAAUCUACUCUAGAUGCUCGUUUAAUAAAUCCUUUCCGAGUUGAAGGUUUAAAAGAGUUUAGUGGACCAUACAAUGCGAUGGUGGAGGUGCCUUUGAUAUGUAGAGAUCGUCGGAGGUUGAAAGAUGUUGAAGACUUGCUACAGAAUUAUAAGUCCAUCAUUCAACGAUUGGAAACAGUUGAUCCAAGGAAGAUGAAGAAUGAAGAAAAGCUUGCCUUCUGGAUCAACAUACAUAAUGCCUUAAUGAUGCAUGCAUAUUUAGAAUAUGGCAUUCCACAAAAUAAUGCAAAAAAAGCAUCACUUCUCAUCAAGGCUGCGUUCAUAGUAGGCGGCCGCUCUGUAAGUGCAGCAACAAUACAGGGUUCAAUUCUAGGAUGCCGUUCAAAUUGUCCCGGGCAGUGGCUUCGGACAUUUCUCUAUCCAAGGAUGAAGUAUAAAGUUGGAGAUGAGUGGCAAGCCUAUGCAAUUGAGCAACCAGAACCUCUCCUACGCUUUGCACUUUGUUCUGGAAGUCAUUCUGAUCCUGCGGUCCGGAUAUAUACAUCCAAGAGAUUGUUCCAACAGCUGGAAGCUGCGAAAGAAGAAUUCAUUCGAGCAUCCGUCGCUAUUUGGAAGGAGCAGAAGAUCCUUCUGCCAAAGGUUAUCGAUGCGUAUGCGAAAGACACAAGAUUAAGUUCACAGGGUUUGGUAGACAUGAUUCAAUGCUAUCUUCCAGAGACUCUUAGGAUGGCCAUGCAGAGAUGCCAACAAGGAAGAGCAAACAAGGUCAUCGAGUGGAUACCUUACAAUUUCACAUUUCGGUAUCUGCUAUCAAGAGAAUUAGCUUUUCCUCACAUUAACUGACAAAAUACAUCUUUAAGAGAGGGGGAAAAAAAGGCUUGGGAGUUUGUGGAUUAGAUUGGGAUGAGUUGAUUGUUUAUUUUCUUCUUUCUUUUUUAAUUUAUUUUUUUUGGGUACAAUUAGGGUUGAUAUAUGUGUACAUAAAGCCUCACUAAGCUGUAUUAUUUGUAUAUAAAUGAAUGUUUAAAUCAAUUAAACUUCAUGGAACUUUGAUA
Elaeis guineensis (African oil palm) is the source of this 2191-nucleotide messenger RNA. NCBI's taxonomy places the organism in Eukaryota, Viridiplantae, Streptophyta, Magnoliopsida, Arecales, Arecaceae. The record is from RefSeq and is a predicted model, not a curated record.